AGGAACCGAAAGAGAAAGCGGGCUGUGCUUGGAGGACCUCGGGCGCCGGAAUGAAGCCACGGUGGGCGAGCCUCUUGCUGCUGUGCUGCUGCUGUCUGGGCCACGGGGUCGCCAGGACCUGGCCGCGGAGCCACCAGCGGGAGGCGGCCGCCUUGCGGGAAAGUCUUAAUAGACAUCGAUAUUUGAACUCUUUCUUUCAUGAAAACUCUACUGCCUUCUAUGGAAUAAAUCAGUUUUCUUAUUUGUUUCCUGAAGAGUUCAAAGCUCUGUAUUUAGGCAGCAAGCCUGCCUGGUCUCUCAGAUACCCGGCAGCAGGGCAGACACCCAUCCCCAACGUGUCUUUGCCAUUGAGAUUUGACUGGAGGGACAAGCAUGUUGUGAACCAAGUGAGAAACCAGAAGAUGUGUGGAGGAUGCUGGGCCUUCAGUGUGGUGGGUGCAAUAGAGUCGGCUUGUGCAAUCCAAGGAAAACCUCUGGACUACCUCAGCGUGCAGCAGGUCAUCGACUGCUCCUUUAAUAAUUAUGGCUGCAGCGGUGGCUCUCCUCUCAGUGCCUUGAUCUGGCUAAACAAGACACAGAUGAAGUUGGUGGAAGAUUCAGAAUACCCGUUCAAGGCAGAAAAUGGCCUGUGUCGCUACUUUCCCAGAUCACAGUCUGGAGUUUCAAUCAAAAAUUUUUCUGCAUAUGACUUCAGUGACCAAGAAGAUGAAAUGGCAAAAGCACUUCUGAACUUCGGCCCUUUGGUGGUGAUAGUUGAUGCAGUGAGCUGGCAGGAUUACCUGGGGGGCAUAAUCCAGCAUCACUGCUCCAGUGGGGAGGCGAACCAUGCAGUUCUCAUCACAGGAUUUGAUAAAACAGGAAAUACUCCAUAUUGGAUGGUGCGAAAUUCAUGGGGCAACUCCUGGGGAAUAGAAGGCUAUGCCCACGUGAAAAUGGGAGGUAAUGUUUGUGACCCUUCAGACUGUGAGAAAGAUCAAGAGCAACAGCAAAAUUUGAGAGUAGGUGUUUUGCUGCAAUCUAGUGACUGCUGCUCACUUACUCCACAGCAUCGAGUCAAUGAAAAUCAAUAACUAACCUGUGCUAUUAGACAGUGAAAUCGUUCCCCUGUUAGAAAGAGCCACCGUCCCAGAGCACAACCAGCCACCCAGGCCUGUGCUGCUCAGUAGUUCAUGGGACUUUUGUGUCACUGGGGCUCACAGAUGGGAGGCUACUAAGCGUGCCCCUCUGCUACUGACUCUCACAGUCUCUCAACGUGGCAGUGAGGUGUGGCUAGUUUGUGCUGAAAACGAACUGUGUUCAAAGCUCUGACCAUGAAUCUGGGGCCUGGGGAUUCCAAUGGACACAAUGCAGAUGCUGGUUCAUAAUUGCCUUGAUUAUGGCUUUGCAUUUCACGAUGGCCUUUUCCAGCCUUCCAGACAUUCUCUCCCCUUUAUGUGCUUUCACAGUCUGAGUGUCCAGAGCCUUCCUGGUUACUGACUGUCCUGGGAUUCAAGUCCUUCCUGACCAUAUUUGCUGAACAUUUGCAUACCCAGUGUUGUCCACAUGAUUCUAGUGAACAAUGGCAAAAGACAGAGACUGCUCCAUGAUCCAAGGAAAUUUCAAGAUUAUGGGUCAUUGAAAUGAAAUCUAGUUUUCAAAUGGGCUGUUAAAACUUUUACCGUGGUGACAAGUUCUAGAUUCUGAUGUAAUAAAAAAGCCUAACACACUUGGGACUCAUUAAUAUGUAGUAAACUUCAAAUAUAAGAGUUUAAGUUUUUAAACAUUUUAAAGUAAGUUCUAUAAGUCAUUUUUCCCCUUAAGAAACACAGGUCAGUGUGGUACAGAUCUUAGAGACACUCAUUUAUUCAGCUAGCAAGUAGUUUUGGGUUUGGUUUUUUUUGGGACAAAAAUCUUAAGUAUCUCUUCUCUUCUAGUGUUUGCCUUUAAGCUUGCCUUGCUUUUACUGACAGCUAAGUAUAACCAUUAAAUUAUUUUGUUAAUGAAUACUAACUCAAUCUAAACAUAAGUGAAAAUUAAAUUUUGAGACACAAAUCAUAUAGAGAAAAUUGAUUGCUAUUAAUACCUUUUUUUCCCUCUUUUACAUUUUGUCUUAGGUAUAGCAGACUCUGUCUCCGUUGUCUUUGUGUGAUCAUGCCAUGUUUUGGAGUCAUCAUGAUACAACUAUGAAAAUGAUGCUCUUCAUGAUAUGAUCUAAUAUAAUACUUAAUUCUAAGCAUUAUUCACUGACAAGUUUCAACAACUGCCUACAAGAAGUUCUAAGAGUAAGCUAGCAUUAUUUUCAACAAUGACUGAUCACCCCAUUCUUGCAGAGAGAUGGACAACCAAAGUUCAUAGAAAUUCCCCAAUCCCCAGCACAUGGGCCUGCAAGGAAAUCUGGAACAGUGUGGAACUCUGAGAGCUUGGUGGGAUCAGAGGUCACAUCAAGCCCUCCAUCUGGAAGCAGUUGGGAUUUUCGCUUGCUUUUUGUCUUUCUGGCUGUUUAUUUUUCUUUUUUCUUUUUUUUUUUUUCUU
This is a messenger RNA of Peromyscus leucopus (white-footed mouse), 2511 nucleotides long. It is a transcript of the gene Ctso, whose product is annotated as cathepsin O. NCBI's taxonomy places the organism in Eukaryota, Metazoa, Chordata, Mammalia, Rodentia, Cricetidae. The transcript has 8 exons. Gene Ontology annotation, molecular function: cysteine-type endopeptidase activity. The record is from RefSeq and is a predicted model, not a curated record. Gene Ontology annotation, cellular component: lysosome. Bases 51 to 1070 code for a protein of 339 amino acids.